AUGCGCUUUACAUCUGUACCGUUCGUUGCCCUUGCGGCUGUUGGCGUAGUCAACGCCCAGGGUUCUCUGGAUACCUGGAGCCCAGCUGGUACCGGCGACUCUCGUGGACCCUGCCCCAUGCUCAACACCCUCGCCAACCACGAAUUCCUCCCCCACAACGGCCGCAACUUCACCCUCGACAUCCUCAAGCACGCCCUCAAGACUGCCCUGAACAUCAGCGACGACGUCACCGUCCUCCUCCACACUGCGGCUCUCACCACCAACGCUGGCGGCUCAACUUGGGGCCUGGACACCCUCAGCAAGCACAACAUCCUCGAGCACGAUGGAAGUUUGUCUCGCCAAGACAACGCCCUAAAUGGCGACUCCACCUCCUUCAACGCCACCAUCUACGAGCGCACCCGCUCCUUCUUCACCGCCCCCACCAUCUCCCUCCAAAUGGCCGCAAACGCCCGUCUCGCCCGCAUGCUCGAUUCCCUCAAGAGCAACCCGCAAUUCUCCAUCACCCUCCCUGCUGUGGGGUUCAGCCACCUCGAGACUGCCAUCUACAUGAUUGUAUUCGGAGACCGCAAGGAGAAGACUGCAGUAAGGGAGCAGGUCGAUUUCUUCUUCGAAAACGAGCGUCUCCCUACUGAACUCGGCUGGAAAACUCCCAGCACCGUUAUCUCGGGUGCGGAUGUCAAGGAGUACCAGAGUCUUGUUGUGGCGAAUACCAAGUAUCAGGCUGAUAUCAUGGGUCCUUAA
This is a messenger RNA of Bipolaris oryzae ATCC 44560, 741 nucleotides long. RefSeq lists its product as uncharacterized. NCBI's taxonomy places the organism in Eukaryota, Fungi, Ascomycota, Dothideomycetes, Pleosporales, Pleosporaceae. Gene Ontology annotation, molecular function: peroxidase activity. The coding region runs from base 1 to 741 and encodes 246 amino acids. The record is from RefSeq and is a predicted model, not a curated record. The transcript has 4 exons.